This is a messenger RNA of Xyrichtys novacula (pearly razorfish), 10488 nucleotides long. The record is from the annotation of a GenBank genome assembly. NCBI's taxonomy places the organism in Eukaryota, Metazoa, Chordata, Actinopteri, Labriformes, Labridae.
GACUCUAAACUGCCAGCGGUAAAGAAAACAUAAACCAAAGAAAACCGUGCAGUAAAUGAGUGCAUAAUCUUCCAUGACUGAAGAUACAAAGUUCAGUCUGCAGCUGUGAACACCAAAAACAAGUGCGAAAGCUUGCAGGAUUCGUCGAAAGUCUCGAUGGCUCAAUAUUCUCUUGUUUCCGGCUCCGUGGGCUUGAUUACUCUGAAGAAUCCGCCUGUGAAUGCACUUGGGUGAGUUAAAAAGAGAGACACUGUACAAACACUGUACAGCUGUUGCAUGACAAGAAGGUCCCAUUAUUAUUACAGUUAUUUACAUUUUUCUGUCUUGCAUGAAGACAGUAUGCUUCAAUCUCAAAUAAAAGAAAUGUUUUGUGACUUCUUUCAUCUAAACUGUUAGUUUGACUGACUCAGUGGUUCACAGGUCACUGUCAGGUCAGUUAACAUUUAACUAUAUCAUGAUUUUAAUGCUGAUAAGGGUCUGUCUCCACGGAAACCAAAGUCUUGAUAAGUACACUAUACUUUGACCAACACCUUAUACGGGCAGAUGUGUCCUUGCUUUAGGACAAGUACUUAUGUGACCUGACUUGCGUCCUUAUUCAGUUAUGCAUAGAUCCUCAUAUGCAAUCCAGCAAUACUUUGUAUUUCUUACAAUUGACAAUUGAAGUUUAAUGCAUUUCAGUUUAGAGAGUAAGAAAUAGGCACUUUCUUGACCCGUAGUCAAGUAAAGUUACAGCUUACACAGAAAUAAGAAAAAAAGGGAGGAAAUGUGAUUGUUUUGAUACACUGACAGAGCCCGCCAUGCUGUAAAAUAUGAGGGUUUUGAAACUUGAAGUACAUUUUCUUAUUAUAGCUCAUUUUCAGUGCUGCAGAAGUUUGUGUUUAAAAGCAACAAUGAGGAUUAGAGAGUAACCACAGGGUAAUAAUUAAUCUUGAUCACACCAUAUCCCAGGAGUUACCAAGAAAAUAUACCAUAAAACAAUUCAGGGUAAGCUUACAUAAUAAAUGAUUUUGUUUGUGAGGGCUGGUGUUGCAGAAAGGUCUGCACUUAAACUUAAAUGAAAAAUGAGGAAUGAAUAACAAGGAUAGAUUUCCACUUAAAUUGUUUAUCCAGUGUAAUUUUUUUCACAGUGCUGUGGUGAGGCAUGGCAUCGUGGACUCGGUGGAGAAAGCGCUAAGUGACCCAAAGGUGAAGUCUGUGGUCAUAUGUGGCCAGAAUGGGAUGUUCUGUGGGGGUGAGGAUUUUUGUGUUUAUCUUUUUUAUUCUCUGUUCUGCAGGCACCUCAGAUCUGUCAUUGUUAAGCUUUCAUCAGUGUGCCACUGUGCCCUUGUGAAAAAUAACCUUUUAAGAGCAAAAUGGCAGCAUUUGGACCAGCAUUAAACACUGUUUCCCUGCUGUUUCUCUGUAAGGCUUUUUUGUCACUUCUUUAUGUCCCUCAGCUCCUCAACAAGAGAGUUUGGCAGUGGAUUCAGAAAUGAAAUUACUGUGUGAAGUAGGAAAAGACAUUAAUGCUAUGCCAGGUUUAAAAGAGAGAUCACUGGAUUAAACUUCAGUAUGUGUAUGAAAUCGGUCAACAUACUUUGGAGUAUCCUUCCCCUCAAUGUGUAGUUUUCUGUUUUUAAUAUUUGAAACUCAUAGCAACAUCAUCAGAUGGAUUUUUAUUACAGGGGCGGACAUCAAGGAGUUUGGGACAGACAUGAAAGGGCCUCCUCUGAUACCAAUGUUCCACAGCCUUGAGGCAGCUAACAAGCCGGUGGUGGCCGCCAUUGAGGGAGGUGCUUUUGGCGGAGGCCUGGAGUUGGCGCUUGGCUGUCAUUAUCGAAUUGCACAUUCAAAAGUUAGUUCAUACUUCAGAUUUCUGUCUGUCUGCCAAAAAGAAGUAGUGUAUGAGUGUCAGACUCUCAGUUUUAAAUUCUAAAAAGGGAAAGAAGAAUAUAUUUAUAUUUUAAUUAACAAAUGAAGACUCAUGCAGUGUGACUUUAUUUUUGUUCUGCCAAGCCAUCGUUAAUGACAUGCAUUCGACUCAGUUCAGCCCCUUUUGUUCUUGUGACUUUGUGUCCUUACAGGCUAAAGUGGGGCUGCCAGAGGUGACUCUUGGUCUGCUGCCAGCUGCAGCAGGAAGUCAACGUCUGCCAAGGCUCAUUGGUGUCCCAGCUGCCUUAAACCUCAUCACCACAGGUCACAAAAACACCCCAACUUUGCAUGGUUACCGCAGAAACAAAACACUUUGAAGUACCAAAACCAGAUACAGAGAGCCAUCCUCAUACUGUAUCACAAAAUAUACUGACCUUUGUUUUCCACCAGGGCUCUGUGCUUUUUACUGCCUUUUGUAAGCUCUAGACUGUUGCUUUAAAUAACUCAACAUGUAGAUGUCUUUGCAUAUCAUAGGAAUAAAAAUCAAUUUUGUAGACUGCCGUUGCAGACAUGUAUCUUGUCAAAAAUCAUGAUGAACCUUUGCCACCCUGAGGUGUACUAAAUAGUGGCCAAAAUAAUAAUAAUUGCCAAAAGAAUGUAUAUCAUGUAGGUGAAAAUUGCAGGAAAAUGCGUAUUUUUGUGAUUUAAAGAGCUCUAGUGACUUCCAUGUUGGGUGGGGGUGGUUAACUUCAUGAGCUGCCAAACAAUAUUUAGCUAGGCACCUGGAAAGGUUAUCAUACAAAAAUAUUGCGGUGCUAUUGAUUAUUAAACCCUAACUGCUGCUGCUGCUGUAUAGAGAUUUGUAGUGAGUACUGAUGACCAGCAGGGGUCACUGUGUGCUUAGUUUAAUCAUACUGCCAGAACAGGCCUGUUUUUAUUCUCAGUUUAUUGGAACAUUUCUGGUCUAGGAAAACUUUAAUACUUGAUCUUUUUCUCUCACUCAUAGUUUGAUUGCUUUAUUUAAUAUGAUUAGGUAGUUCUGUUUUAUAUGUCUAUAAAAGAAGAUCAUUUGGACAGCCGGUCAUCCCUCACCUGACAAUUUAAAAUGUCACUCUUCAUCCAAAUACAGCUCUGAUGCCUUGUAUAUCUCUCUUUAUUUCAGGUCGUCAUAUUACUGCUGCAGAAGCACUGCAGCUUGGAUUAGUGGAUCAGGUUGCUGAUCACAACACUGUGGACACAGCUGUGAAGUUUGCCCAGAGUGUUGUAGGUGAGACCAAAACUGCUAACACAAGGUACCCACUGGUGUAAAAUACCACUCACACUUCACUGGCUUGAAUUAACACCAUGAAAGAAAGAGAGGUCCUCCCAGAGCAGUUAUUCUAGACAAGUCGGACUUGAAAAAACGCAGACAUGUAGGUUGUGGAAGUCAAAGGAAGCAGAAAACACGGCAGGCAGAUCCUCCUGCACAGAAGCCAUGAAUGUUUCAUGGCUUCUGUCAGAUGUGCUCUGAUGUCUUCACUGCGAUCGCUGUAUUAUUCAAGAGGGCGAAAAGGGACAAACUUUCCUAGAAUAUUAAUCUUGCACUCUUGCCCAUCGUUUGGCCGGAUGAGGAUUUCCCCUUGCACGUGAAUCCGGCUCAUUUAGUCACUGAAUGGAGAGUCAAAGUGUGCCAUGUCCCUGCAGAAGGCCAAUUUCUCAGUCAGUGUGAAGAAUAACCCAUUCACAUUCCGCUGUCUGUCGGGCUGAAAUGACACUUUUCUGACAUGCUUGGAUUUUUCCAGCCGUCAAAAAAUGAAAGUAUGUCAGAGAAAAAGACUUGAUCUUAUGCAGGUGGCAUUUUCUUCUGUCUAAAACACCUCAGAGCAGCUUAUUUAUGUAUGUUGUAUAUCAAUUUUAGUGAAAUUUGUCGACACUCAGAAGAGGCCACUCUUUCCCUCUUGUGGAGAAAUUCAGUUUUCAUGCCAGAAACCAGCAGAUGAUUAACCUAGCUUGGCUUGAUGCAGCAUAAAGACAGAAUACAGUAGAAAAUGGCUUGACGGGCUCUUUCACAACUCUUCGACCAAUAAGUCUCCAUACAAAAGGUCUUUUUAUUCCUAGAAAAGAAACAGAAAAAUGAAUUUGGGUUUGCUGGGAUUUUAUGUGCUUGACUUCUCUAAGGCACACGGACCUCAGUUAGCCUUUUCUCUAUGCCAUGAUUAGCUGCCCUCUGACUUUAGUUUCUAUUUUAACAUAUACAGGUGUAACCCGACAAUGAGAAUACUGUAGAAAAGUUCAAUAUCUCUUUGUACAGUUCACUUCAUUCAACCCUAAUCAUGGGAAGGACUUGACAGAAAAUGAGGGUCAGCCACAGAAAAGGCAGGCAGUUCACAGAGUGCUGUAUCAAACCAUAACAUGGCAUCAAGCAUAAGUUAACAAGAAGUGUGGCGGAGAAAGAUGCAAGAAAGAGGGACUGCUGCAGCCUUGAGAGGAUUGUCAAGAACAUUUGCUUCAAGCACUUGAGAGAGCUUCACGAGGAGUGGACUUAAGCUGGUGUUAGUGCAUCAGGAACCAGCACACACUGAGAUGUUCAGAGAGAGACUACAACUGUGUGUUUGCCAAUGUCAAGGCACACCUGAACCAGAGAUGCCAAAGAAGUCUUAUACCUGGGCCAGGAAGAAAAACACUAGACUGUGGCUCAGUGAUCCAAAGUCUUCUUUACAAAUGAAAGUGAGUUUAAGAUUUCAUUUAGAAGUCAAGGUCCAGAGCCUCCUGGAGUUUGGCACAAAAGUGAAGAGGCACAAAACAGAGGGAUUUUUGAAGCUUUGUAUGAAAUUUCCACACUCAGUGAGGAUUUUUGGUGCCAUGCUGUCCGCUGGUGUCAGCCCAUCGUGUUUUAUCACAACCUACGUUAACCAGGAGAUUUUAGAGCCCCUCAUGCUCCCAACUGCUGCCAACCUUUAAGGAGAUGCCAAUUUUCUUUGACAGCAGGACUUAGCACUUAUCUGCAGUGCCAAAACUACUACCAAAUGGUUUGCCGACCAUUAUAUUGCUGAGCUUGAUUGCCCAGCCAACUGGCCUCAUCUGAACCCCAUCGAGAAAAGGGAUUGUCAACAUGAAGAGGAGAAACACCAGAAACAGAAAUACAGACCAGCUGGAGGCCACUAUCUUAGCAACCUGAGCUUCAAAAGCAACUAAGCCAUGCUACAGGCUUAUCACCCCAUGAAUGUGCUAACUCAUUCAAGGAGCCCCAGUGUCUAUUUUAUUGAGCUGGAUCCCCAUUAGCUACUACAGAAGCAGCGACUCCUCCUCCUGGGGUCCAUUCAUGCAAACAUAAAAUUACAAUUCACACAGAUUACAGUAUUAAGAGUCAAAGGCAAGAUUUGAGUAAUACGUGAGUAAUACAAACAUGAGUAAUACUGAUAACACACAAAAAUCAAAGUCAGGACCACAAUGAAUAUUUGACUUUAGAUGAUAAGAAUAUAGAGUAGAGCUGAAAGUUGGACUUUUUGGUAUGAAUUAUGAAUUUAAAUUCACUUUCUCACCAAAUUCAAAAUGUUUGAGCCUCACCUGUAGAUAUGAGCUAAGUGUCAAACUCCUUUUCUUACUUCUUCUACAAAAAUUUAACAACCAGAUUUAUAGGGAGUACCUGAGGGGGAGGUUCUAUUUAUUUAGCCUUUUUAAGCACAGUGCUGUUGGUAUGAUAAUCUUUGAUGUCAGUGCGUGAAAUGAACAUGACAAGUCAUAUGCCUCAAGGUUAUUUUUUCUGCAAAUAUACCUGACAGAGCCAGCCUGUCUCUACUACAUUAAAGGGAUAUUCCGGCGUAAAAUUAAGAUUGGGUCAAACACACCACAGCACCAAGUUAAACACCCCGUCGAGAGAUGAAUGUUCCCCGACUGCUUGCUUCUCUAGUUAUACCAACUUUAGUAACGACCGCAGGAUAGCAAUACACAGCGGUCUCAGGAGCCACACGCUCAACCAAAAUGCCACUCUAUAGCCACAAAUAAUGCUCAGAACAGCACCUAACUUCAUCAACAGUACAUAUAGGGUGCCAGCUAUAGUACUAGCCAUCAAACAUAUUUUUAGCUUUGUCUAAUUUCUUUAGCAAAGAGACUAAACACAACUCACCUACUCUCUUCCAGCAGCCACUUGUUUGUACAGAGACCUCGGGCGAGUCCAAACUGACUGCCACGGGGUGACGCAGCUCAAGGAAGAACAUCUAUGAUCAUCUCUUCACAGAAAUGCAAUUAGACCGAGACGCUAAGGCAGAAGAACUACCACGUCUGCAGUGCAAAAUGAUUAAUAUGAUGAUUAUUACUUCAAGGAAAUGAUAAAGUAAUGAUCAAUUUAAUUUUACGCCGGAAUAUCCCUUUAAGGUAGAUACUGUAAGAAACCUUCCUAGUUUGCACCCGGUAUUGUGCCCAAGGUAAGAAAUCAGGUUUAAUCUGAACAUAAUGUCAACAGUCAGUUUCCAGGGCUGCAUGUAGAGCUCAGUUUUACUAUCAAAAGAUGAGUGCUGUCUUUGGCUUUUUACAAAUGCUUUUUUUUUCCACACGUCUCUGCCAAGAUGACUUUGAGUGGGUGAGAAAGUGAGUGUUGUUCGUAAAGCUGAGUCUUACAGUGAGUCAGACAGAGAAGCCGACAGCACACAAGAUGGGAGAUUGGAGGAGAUAGGAGUGAAAUCUGUGGAGGUUUUGUCAAGUACUCGAGUCUCAAGCUGAUUAGCAGGGGAUGAGGAACAUGCAUCUAAAUUUACAAACCUAGUGAGAAUGUUUGCCACGCUGAGCUGCGAGGCUGGCUAGUCAAUUCUUCUGACCUGUCUAAAAAUGCAAAGCUAUAAAAUACUGCAAGAACUUCCAGCUCAUGAAAUGGUAUGUAUUCUUGCUGCACAUGUGAGCUCAUGCAAUAACACAGCCCCGCACAUACAGUACAUGGAUUGAAGCCUCUGCUGGUGACGAGAUUAACUUUUUUACCCCAGUAGUUGCAACAUCUGCCCGCUACAUCUGUCAGAGGACAACCAGGCUUUCCACUCGCUGCACAACAAAUCCAUCGACACAGCUCAACCAUUUACAGAUUAACUGCUGCAAUAAUGCUCGGCUAAAGUACAUUGAAAUCACAUUGCAGCGCCACACGGCGCCUCAUUAACAUUUGAGGGAGGACGGAGAGUACAUUUAAGUGACCUGAAAUGAACCUCACCAUUUAGUCUUCAUCUGUGGUGUGCAUUGACACCACCUUGAUUAAUGGUAUUUGACAGAGCUGUUGGUUAAUGGACUCCAUGAAGAUCACAGAUCAAAUGUGGCUGCUGUCCCUUUAAGCUUUGCCAUGCUGACCCAGUUUCUGGCCCAAACCCAUGGCUGAGUGUAAUUCAGUGGAGCUGUGAAGGAUUCAGACUACUCUUUCAUGUAAUCAUGUCAGAUGAGACAGGAAUGGGAAUUAAGAUGCUUUCAGUGGUGCUGCUAACAAGGUUUUAGCAAAGUGGCCGGCUUCUUCACCCCACUGUUUCCGGGAUUAGGGUGAAGAACACUGUCAAGUUUUAAGUCCAGUAAUAAAUCUUGUCUCAAAGUUUCAACUGAAAAAAACUCCUCUGCUAUUGUAGCGUCGCUCAGAGGCCUUGGAGUCAUAAAAAUUCAUUUCCAUUUGCUCCCAGAGUUGGAAAUGCACCAACUAUUCUUCCCCAGACCAAAUUGUUGCUUUUUUUCUGCUUCAGAUCAGUGUUAUUCAAGGUGAACUGUAACUGUAGUGCGCUGGCAGAGUCACUCCAAUUAUCUUGGAAAUGGUCUGUCAAAUCACUCUGCUCUUAAAAUCCACUGAUCGAGUGGCCAAUUAUACACAGACUGAGUGCUGGCUGACAAAUUGGAGAAAGUGGAAAAAGGGUGCACUAACGGCAUCUAAGAGACACUUUUUAGUUUAGAAAAUAACAUUAUGCAGGCCUGAAUGUACAGAAAUGUCACUCCAGAGUCAGUGUUUAAUUUUCCUUUACCUUUAAACUUGCAGCAAAAGCCAAAGAGAUUAAUUUGAAACCUUUAUUCUCCUAAUAACAUAUUCUAUGUUUUCCUGCCAGGUAAGUCUCUGGAUUCUCGACGAAUAAGCAAUUUCCAGUGUCCUCCUGUGCCGAAUGUGGAUGUUCUGUUUGAAGAAGUGAUGCAGAAAAUACGGCAGACUUCACGUGGAGCCAUAGCACCCAUUGCAUGUGUACAGGCGGUGCGGGCAGCCGCCACCCUGCCGUAUAAAGAUGGUUUGCAGAAAGAGAAAGAGCUCAUGGCCACCCUUUUCACCUCUGGCCAGGCCCGCUCCCUGCAGUACUGCUUCUUUGCUCAGAGGGUUGUGAGCAGGUGGAGCAUGCCCAACGGAGCCAGCUGGGACACAAGCAAAGGCAGGCCUAUACAUAAAGCAGCUGUCAUUGGUAAGAGCUCUGAUGCUUUCAUUUAUAUUUGUCUUUCAAUAAUAGAAGAUGCAUUGGCUCACUCAGGCUACCCAUGUGUCAUCGACAAACAAACAUGGCCUGUGGAAACGAGGCCUUCAUUUAUGGUUUAGCUGAGCGUAAAUGCAUGAACUUGCUCUCUCCUGCAGGGAGGGCUGGAUUAAUGACAGUUUGGAUAUGUGAAGCUCAGCAGCCUGCCCAUUAAAAUUGCAAGCUUUGGAAAACUUUCUGCUGCCAGGCUAAAACUAUGUAGAGUCUAGCAUUGUGUGCAAAAAAAAGGGGUUUUUCUAUGAUUUAUUUUAAUGUACUGUAAGUUUCUUUGGACAGUAUUUGUGUGAUUGUGGAUUCUGAGCGGAUUUUUUCUGUAUCUAAGGUCUUGGGACUAUGGGAAGAGGCAUAGCAGUGGCCCUGGCUCAAACGGGGUUUUCAGUGGUCGCUGUGGAGACCCAGGAGAAACAGUUCAUGGAUGCAAAGAAGGCAGUGGCUGGCAUGUUGGAGCGAGGGGCAAAGAGAAGCGGCAAGGUCGCUGCACAUGAUAAAAUCAUAUACAGCCAGAACCUCCAGGCCAUCGCAGAUGUUGACCUGGUCAUUGAGGCUGUGUUCGAGGACAUGGCUCUGAAGAAGAGAGUCUUCCGGCAGCUGUCAGAUGUUUGUAAACCGGGUACUUUCCUGUGCACCAACACCUCCACCCUUGAUAUCGACCAGAUGGCCGCAGAAACCCGGCAACCUGAACUGGUGGUGGGGAUGCACUUCUUUGCUCCAGCUCAUGUCAUGAAGCUCCUGGAGGUGGUCUACGGGCCACGCUCCUCUCCUGAAGCUGUUGCUGUUGCUAUGCAACUUGGGAAGAAAAUGGGCAAAGUCAGUGUAGCUGUUGGCAACUGCAGGGGGUUCGUGGGGAACCGCAUGCUCAAACCGUACCGUGACCAAGCGUACUUCCUGUUGGAGGAGGGAGCUACACCUGAGUUGAUAGAUCAAGCACUGGAGGAGUUUGGUUUCGCGAUGGGUGCAUUCAAAGUGUAUGACCUCUCUGGGCUUGAUGUGGGCUGGAAAGUCAGGAAGGAAGAGGGGUUGGUGUUGCCUGGAGGGGGUUCAGGGAAAUCAGCCAGAAUAAGACAAGGCGUCAGGUACAGUCCUCUCGGAGACCUCAUGUGUGAGGAGGGCAGGUUUGGCCAGAAGACAGGCCGGGGGUGGUACCAGUACGACAAACCUGGCAGUCGGGAUGCAAAGCCUGACCCAUGGGUGCACCGAUUCCUGGAGGAUUACAGAGCCCGCCACGGUUUGGUGGCACGCCGCAUUUCCAACCAGGAGGUACUGGAGCGCUGCCUCUAUGCCAUGAUCAACGAGGGCUUCCGCAUCCUGGAGGACGGGAUAGCCGCAGGACCUGAAGACAUCGAUAUCAUCUAUGUGUUUGGUUAUGGUUGGCCCCGACACCGCGGAGGGCCCAUGUUCUACGCCAACAUGGUGGGGCUGCCGAUAGUCCUUGAGAGGCUGGAGCACUUCGCUCAGGCUAACCCUGAUGUGCCCACCCUGCAGCCUUGCAACCUGCUGAGGAAACUUGUGGCCAGUGGCAGCCCACCCAUCAGCAAGUGGAGAGAAGCCAUGAAGAAUGUCCACAGCCAGCUUUAAACGUUUACACCCACAGUCAGCUUAAAACUAACGCCUCUCAGCUUUAAUCUCUGUGCUCCUGAUGAUCUUUCACUCUGAUAAACACUACAUGGACUGCUCUUAAUUUGCACUUUUGAAACAAUAGCAUUUUGAUUUCUUUUUCUCUAAUAUAAGCUGAUUACAGAUGAUACUUCAGGAGUUUAUUGUGCUUUUCAUGAUUACCAAUCAAGCCAUCUCUGGCUGUGAGCCUACACUGAGUUUCCAGAGUAUUAUUAUGUAUGAAAUACAAUGUCAUUUACAGCACCAAAAUAAAACCUGCAAUUAAAUCUAACAACUGCAGUGCUAAGAGAAAAUUUGUUGACUCUGUAUCAGAGAUGUUGAUUAAACUUGUGAUUUACUGAAUGUAUAAAUGUGUUUAAUAUGUAGUAUAACACAAGUAUGAAAAUAAAAAACUACUCUAGGAGGUGAAAUGAAACUCUUUUGUGCCUUUAUGUUGACAAAAGUGAACUUGGUAUGUACUUGCAUUGCAAAAAGUUAUUGUUUUUAAUGUUUGUACUGCAGAGUUUGUUGUAAAAUUGCUUUAAAUCACACAUUUAUCAUGUAAGUCCUCAAUAAAGACAUUUACAAUCAGUCA